Messenger RNA from Lolium perenne, 611 nucleotides. RefSeq names its product L-gulonolactone oxidase 2-like. The record is from RefSeq and is a predicted model, not a curated record. NCBI's taxonomy places the organism in Eukaryota, Viridiplantae, Streptophyta, Magnoliopsida, Poales, Poaceae. Gene Ontology annotation, molecular function: oxidoreductase activity; FAD binding.
CAAUUUGAACUGCACGGUCACCAAUGCCUACGGCUCCUUCACGGACCGUAGCAUCUGCCACGCCGCCAACAUCAUCUAACCCGCGCACCGAGCUGGAGCUCGUGGCAGCCGUGGCGGCCGCGGCCAUUGCGAAACGCAAGCUGAAGGUGGCCACCAAGCACUCUCACAGCAUCCCCAAGCUGUCGUGCCCCGGUGGCCGCCACGGCACAAUCAUAAGCACCGCACGGCUGAACCAGAUGGUGCACAUUGACACCGCGAAUCGGCUCAUCACGGUGGAGAGCGGCAUGAUCCUCCGGGACCUCAUCGAGGCCGCCGCAGCGGCGGGGCUCGCUCUUCCGAACUCACCCUACUGGUACGGUCUCUCCAUCGGCGGACUCCUUGCGACGGGCGCACACGGGAGCUCGCUGUGGGGCAAGGGAGGCGCCGUGCACGAGUACGUGGUCGGGCUGAGGAUCGUGACGCCGGCGCCUGCGAGCAAGGGUUUCGCCGUGGUGAGGGAGCUGGGCGCCGAUCACCCGGACCUGGACGACGCCGCCAAGGUCUCUCUUGGGGUCCUCGGCGUCAUCUCCCAGGUAACCCGCGGAUAUCGUACCCGUAUGAGCAGGGUAUGA